This is a messenger RNA of Paramecium tetraurelia, 437 nucleotides long. RefSeq lists its product as uncharacterized. The transcript has 2 exons. The record is from RefSeq and is a predicted model, not a curated record. Lineage: Eukaryota; Ciliophora; Oligohymenophorea; Peniculida; Parameciidae.
AUGGACAAAUUAGAAUUUUCUAUUGUUUGGGGAGUGCCAUCAAAGGUCAUUUACUAAGCUAUUCUUGAUCCAUUUGAGAUUAUGCAAUAUACAAGAGCACCUGCUAUUGUUGAACCAAAGGAAGGAGGACAAUAUAAAAUAAUGGAAGGGCGUAUCGAGGGUGUUUUCAAUAAAUUAGUUGAAAAUCAAGAGAUCUAAAUGACUUGGAAAUUCAACAAUUGGAAAUAACACUCAAAUGUCACACUCAGAUUGAUAGAAAGGGAAGAUAGUUGUGAAUUGAAAAUCACCUAAACCAAUUUCCCUAAUGAUGUUGAUAAGAUCAAGUUGGAAGACGGAUGGAAAAAUUAAAUAUUCGUUCCCAUGAGCAAGAUUAGAGGUUAUCCUAUCGAAGAUGAUGAUUGAUUAUUUUGUUAAUGCUGUUCAAGUCAUCUAUUUAA